AUGAACGGCAACAACGGGCAGAUGAGCCCGCCAGCAGUGCCAUUUGGUGGUAGGCCAAGGCUGCCGAGCAAUCAGAGUAAUCGGUAUAGUCUGAAUGGCACACCCCCAGCAAACGGUGGACCCUACCGACCACCACCACCGCCACCACCAUCAGCAGCAACCUCACCACUCGCACCACGAGUCAUUUCGGUCUCGGACGGCUCCUGGGUGCAUCAGAAAGUCCUGCUCGUUCACGGCGAGUGCGCCGACACGGCACGACCUAUCGAUGGCAGUCUCACUGUCUGCCAUCAUCAAGAGACCUUCCCACCCACCCAAUGGCCCGUCUGCGACUCAUAUUUUAAAGCAUUGAUCUACCUCCAGCCAGGACCCAACCGCAUUCGGUUAGAUUUCACUUCGCCUAAACUGUCUUCACCAGACGGCCAGAUGGUCGUACACACUUCCUGGAUCAGCAUCAACUACCUGCCGUUGAUCUCCGCGCCUCCCCUGCAACUGUGUAUACUAGUCGCGAAAGAUUCGCCAGAAACGUUCGAUGCUACGCCGGAAAGAGUGCAAAAGGAAGGCAAUGGCUUAGACGUCGCAAUACGGAAGUUCAGGAUGGCGGCGUACUUAUGGCAGGCAUUCACCGCAGAACAGAUGAACCGCAAUGGCUUUGGUAGGAGAUGCUAUCGAUAUGAAGAAGAAUGGCAGCCAGGAACGCUGAGUGUGCGAGAUGCGGAGACGGGCCAGAUGCGGAACGAGGCGAAGAUUCACAUCAUCCGGAUGGAUAAGACUGUGGCGGAGAUACGGGAUCUGAAUAUCGCGCAGCAGUACGAGCCGGCCACGAACAAGGGUGACUUAUUCAACAUCGCCUCGGACGCAGUAAGAGCGCGGUUUGCCCCUCGGUCGGGCCAGCCACAGUACGUCUCCUGCAUGUUCCUCGAUGCGCAUUGGGAUAAGGAUGUUGGCACGGUACGAGGCCAUGCGGCGCUCGGUGGUGGCGGUGACGACAUGAAGCUCGCCAUCUUCGGCUCCCACUGCCUCCAAUCCUACCCUUCACACAUCGAAGAAGUCGUCCCCUCAUUCACCGACUGCACGCGCACAAACACCGAUUACGUCGCCAACGACUGCGGCGAAUCGGGCAGUAGCUGGGAAGCAGCCAACAUCGGCAUCGGCGCCCAUCUCCACGAAACGGGCCAUCUCCUCGGCUGUCCGCACCAAGAAUCCGGCAUUAUGUUGCGCGACUACGUGACGCUCAACCGCUCUUUCAUAACCCGCGAAGCCUACUCCACCCGAACCCAACAGCAAGGCCAACGCCUCUGCCUCCCCAAAGACGAAUGCGCCUGGCACCGCCUCGACACUCUCCGCUUCCGCUUCCACCCGUGCUUCCAACUCCCCACCGACCCCGCGCAGCCCGCGGAUAAUAGCGUGCAACUUUGGACCGUCGAUAGCGGGACCGUCCUUGCCACUUCCGCGACAGGAGUGGCCUGGAUCGAAAUCUUCCCCGAAGACGACCUCUGCCGGCAUUGGCUCGAAUUCCUGGAUAACUCCCCCAGCGGCGCGCCGCGACAGGUGACACUCACCGAACAAAUGCUACGCGAACGACUCCCCGACGAUCGAAGGAAAAAGAACCUCAAGCUCAAAAUCUUCUCCUGCGGCGGGGGUGAGCUGGAAGUGGAAGAUUUCUCCAAACUCGCGUCGAGCAAGGACUCGCGCCUCAAACUCCCCGACUCCCGCCCCGCCUUCCGCAGCAGCAAACUCGGCUUCUCGCAGAUGGAGAACUCGACCCCAACGGAAAUCAUCCUCGGUUCCUGCCAAAAGCCGGCGAGGUUGUUACGGAAUAUCCGCGUGUACCACGGCAAUUGCAUGGACGGACUCGAGUUUUUUUAUGAUGACGGCGGGAGCGAGUUAUUUGGGAAACGGGGCGGGGCGGAGGGGGGGAGCGAUUUCCCGCUUGACAAACGACGGGGGGAGAUGGUGUUGGGGUUUUAUGUGCGGGCCGGGUUGUGGAUCGAUGGGUUGCAGAUUUUGACGACGACAGGGCGGAGGAGUGUCGUUUAUGGGAAUGCGACGGGGGGGAGUGGGUGA
Molecule: messenger RNA, 2064 nt
Organism: Baudoinia panamericana UAMH 10762
Lineage: Eukaryota; Fungi; Ascomycota; Dothideomycetes; Mycosphaerellales; Teratosphaeriaceae
Exons: 2
Coding region: 1-2064 (687 amino acids)
Cellular component (GO): cytoplasm
Source: RefSeq, a predicted model, not a curated record